CGGCUGGGACUCUGGGACCAUGCUCUUUUGACUGACUUCUCCUUUCGAACUUUCCUGGAAAAUUUAACGAGUCUUGUUUACUCGGAAGCCUGUUUGUUUGGUGGGUUUUGACUUUGACUUGAGUUGAUGCAUCAAGUGUUGAUAUGGAAGAUUGAGAUUCUUGAAGAGCUGGAGACCAGAGGCAGUCAUGGAGGCAAUCUUUCUGUGCUUAAUUUCUCUGGUUUUGAGGGUUUCCGGUAUUACUGAAGGUGAUGCCUUGUAUGCACUAAAGUCAAGUUUAGUCGACCAUAAAGAAGUUUUACAAAGUUGGGAUACUAGCAGUGGUAGUCCUUGCAUAUGGUUUCACGUUACGUGCAAUGGUGAUGGUAAUGUUAUAAGAGUUGAUCUUGGAAAUGGAAGUUUAUCUGGUCAAUUGGAUUCAAGAGUUGGUCAGCUUACAAAAUUAGAAUAUUUGGGACUCUACAGUAAUAACAUAAGUGGAAAAAUACCGGAGGAGCUUGGGAAUUUGGAAAACUUGAUGAGCUUGGAUCUUUACUUCAACAAUUUAAGUGGUCCAAUUCCGGGCACAUUGGGCAAGCUUCAAAAACUACGUUUCUUGCGGCUUAACAACAACAUCUUGAUGGGAACUAUUCCUAUGUCUUUAACUACUGUAUCAUCACUGGAAAUCCUGGAUCUAUCGAACAACAAACUAACAGGAGAUGUACCAGACAAUGGCUCCUUUUCAUUAUUUACUCCCAUCAGUUUUGGUAAUAAUCCUCUAAGUAAUAAUUCUCCAAAAAGAACGCCUGAUUCUCCAUCUCCAAUUUCUCCAAAGCCAUUGACUCCACCGACUCCUUCAGGAAACAGUGCCAUUGGUGUCAUUGGUGUCAUUGCUGGAUUUAUUGCUCUUGGUGUGUUCAUUGCCUCUGCAAUUGUUUUUGUUUGUUGGCGACUAAGGAGACCACGGGCGCACUUUUUUGAUGUACCUGCUGAGGAAGAUCCAGUAGUUCAUUUGGGACAGCUCAGAAGGUUUUCUCUUCAUCAACUACAAUAUGCAACAAACAAUUUUAGCAAUAAAGACAUACUGGGUAGAGGUGGAUUUGGUAAAGUUUACAAAGGACGCUUGGCUGAUGGUUCUCUAGUGGCAAUAAAAAGAUUGAAAGAGGAGCGUACUCAUGGUGGGGAACUGCAGUUUCAGGCAGAAGUAAGAAUGAUCAGCAUGGCAGUGCAUAGGAAUCUACUUCGUCUGCAAGGCUUUUGCAUGACAUCGACAGAAAGGUUGCUUGUCUAUCCUCUUAUGGUUAAUGGAAGUGUUGCAUCAUGUUUAAGAGAGCGGACAGAUGGACAAUCCCCUCUUGAUUGGCCAGCAAGGAAACGAAUUGCAUUGGGAUCUGCAAGGGGGCUUGCUUAUUUGCAUGAUUCUUGUGACCCUAAGGUAAUUCAUCGUGAUGUGAAGGCAGCAAACAUACUGUUGGAUGAAGAGUAUGAAGCAGUGGUUGCAGAUUUUGGGCUGGCUAAACUCAUGGACUACAAGGAUACUCAUGUUACCACAGCUGUACAUGGAACACUUGGGCAUAUUGCACCAGAGUACCUCUCCACUGGAAGGUCUUCAGAGAAGACUGAUGUUUAUGGAUAUGGGAUCAUGCUUCUUGAGCUCAUCACUGGGCAAAGGGCUUUUGAUCUUGCUCGGUUAGCCAGUAAUGAGGACGUUAUGUUACUCAGUUGGGUUAAGGAACUGUUGAACAACAAGAAGUUGGAAACACUGGUUGAUUCCAAGCUGCAGGGCAAUUACAUUGUGGAGGAGGUAGAGGAGCUAAUCCAGGUGGCUCUCCUUUGCACACUAGACGCAGCUUCAGACCGACCCAAGAUGUCAGAUGUGGUUAAAAUGCUUGAAGGUGAUGGUUUAGCUGAAAGGUGGGAACAGUGGCAAAAGAAGGAUAUAAUUUGCGGAGAGCAAAAUCAUAGCAACUUCCCCUCUAAUAAUUGGAUUAUAAAUGACUCCACUCCAGGCCUUCAUCCUGAAGAAUUGUCCGGUCCCAGAUGAUGCUUUUGCUAUUCCACAUGCAUAUGUAUAGGGUUGUCUUGGCUCACACCUGAAGCCUCAGCUUCUAGUUUGUAGCAAAGUUUAUAUUGGAACAAGCAGAUUUGCAUAGGUGUGCCAGAGCUAUGAGUUCAAUCAAUCUAAUUCAACUUUUGCUCCAAAUUAUCAUGAUUAUGAGAAAUUUUUACAGGACAUCUUCUAAAUGCUAACAGAAGAUCGUUCAAGGCAGGGACUAGAUCUGCCUAUGCUUUGUUGUAUAUGAGUUGAGACAGAAUCAUAACAUUUGUGGAAAUUAAUGAGUUGAGAUAGAAUAAUAACAUUUGUGGAAAUUAGUGAAAAUAUAAGUUUUGUAUGUUGGCAAUUCCAUUCCAAUUGUAAUAAAACCAGCCUAAGGAGAGCUUAAUCUCAUCUUCUACCUAGUUGAAGAUGAAGGGGCUUGAUGGACUAGCUUCCCAAGUCUUGUUGAUAAAGUUGUCAUGUUUGGGUGCUUUUGUAUAAAAAUUGUAUUUAAAAGCUUGAUAUUUUAA
Vitis riparia (riverbank grape) is the source of this 2547-nucleotide messenger RNA. RefSeq names its product BRASSINOSTEROID INSENSITIVE 1-associated receptor kinase 1-like. Lineage: Eukaryota; Viridiplantae; Streptophyta; Magnoliopsida; Vitales; Vitaceae. Gene Ontology annotation, biological process: protein phosphorylation. The record is from RefSeq and is a predicted model, not a curated record. The coding region runs from base 188 to 2023 and encodes 611 amino acids. Gene Ontology annotation, molecular function: protein binding; protein kinase activity; ATP binding. The transcript has 12 exons.